AUGGGCCCCUGUACCGCCUCCUCAUGCUGCUGCCAGGCCCGUAAUCUGCCAUGGGCCCCCGUACCGACUCCUCAUGCUGCUGCCAGGCCCGUAAUCUGUCAUGGGCCCCUGUACCGCCUCCUCAUGCUGCUGCCAGGUCCAGAGUGUGUCAUGGGUCCCUGUACGCCUCCCAUUGCUGCUGUCUCCAUCGCCACACUCUGCCAUGUGCCACUUUCAGGUCUCCUCACACUGCUGGUGGGUUCCAUUUUGUCAUAGGGUGCUGUAUGGCCUCCCAUUGCUGCUGCCUCCACCGCCACACUGUGGCUCCACACUCUGGUUUUGGCCCCGUGACUGCCCAAAUGAGUGAAGUGUGCGGUGAUUCUAAGAUCGACGGCACUCAUCUGCAUGUCAUACUGACUGACAGUAUUAUUUCUCUUCCCCAGCAGACUCCAAGGGCAUUUAAAUUAAAGGUACAGUGUUCUGCACUAAUAUAA
Molecule: messenger RNA, 473 nt
Organism: Staurois parvus
Lineage: Eukaryota; Metazoa; Chordata; Amphibia; Anura; Ranidae
Source: the annotation of a GenBank genome assembly